ACUGUUUAAACUGGCAGCUGUUGUUGUCAGGUCAGUGUCAGGAAAAAGAAUUAUGAAGCUUUACUGACCAGAAAUGGAGACGAAACUAAUGUUAAACCUGGUAUAAGAUACGAAAGCACAGUUGGUCAUCAUUCCUCGGGUAGGGUUUGUUUUCUUAGCCAGGUUAUCCGUCUUAUCCCAGAGGUAAUGUCUCUACCUCCAGAAAAAGCUUCCGAACUGAAGCAGAUCAUUCACAACCAUCUGCUCAAGAUGGAUAUUCAUGGGAAGAUCCGAGAGGUGCUAGCCGAGACUAUAAGGGGUAGUCAAGGUCCAACACAUCGAACUCUGUCAGAGACAGAUUUUCUACAUGCUUUACAGUCCAGGGGCAUCAUAGAUGAUGUGAUGAAAGACCUACAUUUUACUCAGGAGGCAUCCACAAAUAUAGGAACACAGUCUCCUCCAAAGCCUGCAACUCAUUAUGUUGACAAAGAUGUUGUGCCACUGAAGAAAACUAAUAUUGACCCAACCAGGCGAUAUCUUUACCUCCAAGUACUUGGUGGUAAAGCCUUCCUGGAGCAUCUCCAAGAGCCAGAGCCUUUACCGGGACAGGUGUGUUCUACGUUUACACUCUACCUUCACUUCCGCAACCAGAGGUUUCGCUCAAAGCCGGUGCCAUGUGCCUGUGAACCAGACCUAAAGGAGGGCUUUCUCUUAGAGAUCCACAAAGAUGGGAUAGGAGAGGGGAGCAAGAUGGCAGAUGCUACCAUGAUGCUGUCUAUAUGUGACCCUGUUCACCUGGUGCUGAUAAAAACAGACACAUCCAGUGAUACAACGCUGAUCUCAUCUUAUUUCCUUGAUUGGAGGACAGUCCUCAACUUACCCACUGGAAAGACCUGCAUUGCUGUGGAGCUGAUGGGCGUUGGAAGUGAAUGUAAAGUCCCUGCGGGUGUUUUGACCAUCAAUCUUGAGCUUUACCCUCCUCUCACAGAGUCUUUGAGGAGUGAUAUCAUCACUACACAGCAAUCGCUGGAAAGGCAGAGGACUGCAGAGAAGGAGAGGCUAUUCUUGGUUUAUGCCAAGCAGUGGUGGAGAGAGUUCCUUGAAAUCCGUCCUUCACAUCAAUCAAAAAUGGUCAAGAUCUUUGCACAGGAUGAAAAUGGCGUCAACAGGCCGGUGUGUUCGUACGUGCGUGUCCUUCGGGCGGGGCGGCUCCUGGAGAGUCCUCGCCAGGCGGCUCGAUUCGUCAGCCUGCUAGCCCAUGAGAGGGCUCCAGUGGUGGGAGGAGGAGCCGGCAAACAGGAGCAGUGGUGCACAUUAAUGGCUUUCCUGUGUAGAGGGAAGGGGGACUGUGAGGACCACGCCACCCUGCUGUGCAGCCUCCUGCUGGGCUUCGGCCUCGACGCCUACGUAUGUGUGGGAACCAAAGCAAAGGGAGUCCCACACACCUGGGUCCUGACACGUGGAACUGAUGGGAGCAUCACAUUUUGGGAAAGUCUGACUGCACACAGAUACCUGCACCAGGCCAUUGACCCCGAUGCCCCUCCCCUGGCACCCCAGCCCAAACCAUCCUCCCCUUACCGCACGGUGGGCUGUGUCUUCAACCACCAAACCUUCCUGGCCAACUGCCAGCACUCCGACGCUGUGGAGCUGUGCAUCUUUGACUUUCAGAACCAGUCUCGAUGGAAGGCCAUGAGUGAAGAGGCUCUGAAAUCGGUCUGUGCUCCCGGCUCCACGACAUCUCUGCCCCCCCUGCCUCCACUCUGUGCCCCCUCUCUGGAUGCUGCCGCUGUCAGUAACCAGCUGGAACUGGAGAUGCGCUACCUGAUCUCUGAGCACAGGAAGGACCUGGACCUAGCGACGGUCUGGGAUGACCACCUGUCCUACCUGCUAUCCUCAGCCCUGGCGGCCUAUGAGCUGGAGCGCUGCACCGGCGUCUCCUGUGGCAACGAGGAGUUUCAGGAUGCAGUGAGGAGGGCGGUGCCAGACGGACACACCUUCAAAGGCUUCCCCAUCCACUUCCUGCACCGCAAUGCCCGCAGAGUCUUUGCCACCUCCCUCAGGUCUCCUUUCUGCGAGGAAAUAGUUUGUUGUCGCGGUGACCAUGUGAGACUGGCGGUCCGUGUGCGGGUGUUUGUCUACCCAGAGAACGCCUGUGGAGUGUGGCUUAUGUUUGCUUGUAAAUAUCGCUCCGUACUCUGAUGGUGUCUUGCGAUAAUAUCACAACAGAUCCCCGGAAAAUUCUUUUACUAUAACUUUUAUAUCGGUGACAAAGACACUCAUGCAGUCAUGUUUCUGGAUUUUAUCUAUAUUUUACGCUUGCAGAUUUGUAUUUUUCAUGUGCAGUUGAUUUAUAAUUUGUACAUAUAUUAGAUUUUACACCUUCAAGUUGUAUUUAUUCAUCUAUUUUUUUAAAUAAAUGAAAUAUUAUUAA
Sphaeramia orbicularis (orbiculate cardinalfish) is the source of this 2410-nucleotide messenger RNA. RefSeq names its product centrosomal protein 76 (gene cep76). Lineage: Eukaryota; Metazoa; Chordata; Actinopteri; Kurtiformes; Apogonidae. Gene Ontology annotation, biological process: regulation of centriole replication. The transcript has 13 exons. Gene Ontology annotation, cellular component: centriole. Bases 187 to 2178 code for a protein of 663 amino acids. The record is from RefSeq and is a predicted model, not a curated record.